Molecule: messenger RNA, 3133 nt
Organism: Anarrhichthys ocellatus (wolf-eel)
Lineage: Eukaryota; Metazoa; Chordata; Actinopteri; Perciformes; Anarhichadidae
Product: CLOCK-interacting pacemaker
Exons: 4
Coding region: 836-2140 (434 amino acids)
Biological process (GO): negative regulation of DNA-templated transcription; negative regulation of circadian rhythm
Cellular component (GO): nucleus
Source: RefSeq, a predicted model, not a curated record
UAAUAUUAAAACCAAGAGGAUUGUGUAUUACACUAAAUACUAUCGGACUAGGUGGUAUUCUAUAUAAAAUCCCCCUUGUGCUUGUACGUGUGAGUUUUAUUUUGAAACCAACCGGAUAAGAUUUCCUCAGCCCUGACCAGCUUGACAGACAUCGCCUUAUGUCAGCGCGACUCACUGUACUCUUAUCUCAUGGCGUAGGUUAUUUAACAAAGAGAGGAAAAUGAAACUAUUGUAUUUCACUGUAACCGACGGACAACAAUUUAAACAUGACACUGCGGGUUAACCGUAGCGUUUCUCAGUGCUUCAAGAGCGCGCGCAAGUGGGGAAACGACCAUUACUGGAAAUAAUGGGCUUGUUUCACAUUUGAAGGUAAGUUUUUCACUGCAGACAGAGGGAGAUGGGGAAUGUUUUGGCUUUGGAAAAUACGUAAUAUCGCUGAAUCUCUAUACUUUCUAUUCAAGCGCUUACUUUCUCGUCACAUGCGUCUGUCGGCCUGUUAACGACGCGUGAUGUUUAAAAUGUCGACAAACUACUUUGGUGUGUGUGUGUGUGUGUGUGUGUGAGAGAGAGUGUGAUGCGGCCAGUGUGAGAGAGGAAGUGUAUUUCCAAGUUGAGUGUUGCAUAACAGGGUUGGAAGGAGGAGGAGGGGUGCUGCUGUUUCAGCUGAGAUGUGCUGCCUUCAGGGACCCACUGCCUCUGUGCUGCCUUCAGGGACCCACUGCCUUCUGUGAUGUAUGAGGCACAAAUGACCGAAACAAAAAAAAGUUUGACGUACUUCCAGGAUAGCGGACAUUUUCUAUGAAAGGGAUACCUGGUGUUUAUCGAAGGGUCCAGUAUGCCGAAGGAACAGCCUUGCUCGGGCGAGCGCACUUCUUGUGCCACAUCCAGCAAGAAUGCUAAAAAUAAGAGCAACCGUCCGACUCUGCUGGCAAUGCGUGGUGCCAAAGACGCGGACGACUCCAGCGGGACGGCCUCCUGCUGCAGCUCAGAAAAAGACUCUGGCUACUCUGAUGGGCAGCAGACGGAUGUGGAGGACCAGUGGAGCAACAGAAGCCAGUGCAGAGGCGGCGAGCGUGCAGAACCUUCACAGCCGGGACUGAAUAUCGAUCUUCGGCGCGGGAAUCCUGGGAAACCUCCCUUGAUGCCAGCAGACCGCGGGCUGCCACCCAUCUACAUAAUCAAUAACAUUGUGAUUAAGCAGCCGGACAUGAUCCAGAAAAGAGAUCAGCUGCCGCAGAGAAAUGGAAGCAGGGAACCCAGCGCUGCCCACAUGAUCCUUUUCCAGCAGCCUAGCAUGCUGCCGGCCGCUCGACAACUCCACGAGCCUUUGUCCCUGAGUUCCAACGGCACAAGGAAGAAAACAAAUGAUACCUACCUGCCCAUUCUCAACUCCUACCCACACAUUGCCCCACUACCCAGCAAGAAGCCGCCUGAUAAAUCUUCACCGUACGAGGAAUCACAGAAUCUCAGCAAGAGAGUCUGCACAGAAGUUGAUGACACGCCUGUGACCAGGAGUCCACCUGAGCAGCACCUUUAUGAGCAACCCAAAUCAGCAGCCUUAACCUCCAGGCUGCCGUGUUCCUCUUCAACCCCAGAGCUUCCCUCCUCCUCUUCCAGUCCCACUGCUGUCUCCUUGAGCCAAACCUCCGUCCUCAAAACCAGAGGACUUCACAGAAACGGCUCCACCAGAACUCGCCAACACCGUUUCCUCAACACAGUGGAGAUCCUGAGACAGUCGGGUCUGUUGGACAUAACGCUGCGAACGAAGGAGCUGCUGCGGCAGAGCAACGCCACCGAGCGGGACAUUGCGCAGCUCCGCGAGCACACGGAGCUUCUGUGCCAGGCCGUAAGCAACCCCAGCUGUACCUGGAAACAUCUACACCGAGCAAUGGCCGAGUCUGGCAGCUACCCCAACAUUAAAACCCUGCAAAUCCCAUGUUAUCCGGACUCUGCCAGUCAACCAGCGAGAGUUUCCACAGGCCACAGCAAUGGGCCACUAGGGGCUGAGAGCUCAGCGGUGCCGCCGCCGUCUUGCCUUCUCACGACCGUACGGGACUUAAACUCAGGCAGGGAGCUCCAGGCCGGAGGUAAAUCGUCAGAGAAAGACACCUUCAUGCCUCCCGACAGUUCUACCGACUAGCACAAUCUGCAGUGCCUUCUUAAAGGGAGAGCGAGUAUUCAGGGCUAUUUUUGGUUAUUAUGUGUGGCUUUAACGGUUCAUCCCUGGUUAUUUAAACUUAGUUUGAUAGGGACAGCAAAAUAUCUCUGCGGGUCAAUGGGAAACCAACAAUCACUCGUACUUAUUGUACAUGUGGGAGUACGUGUUUGGUUUGCGGAUGUUUAACGUUUUUCACCAGAUUUAAUUCUCUUAAGUGCAAUUCAGGAUACCACUUUUAUAGAACCACUCAGAUGUGUCUCUGCUUGUGGGCUACUUAAAGGAUUAUGUGAGAAUAAUAUGUCUCCGCGGGAGGCAGAGGAAAUUGGCUUUAUUUGGUUUAAUUGGUUUCGUUCUCACGACAGACCAAAGGAUGAGUAUAGCAGACAAAACAAGGUGAUGAACAAGGUUGGUGCCUUCAAAACCACGAAGCUAAAAGGCUCCCAGCAAAAUGUCACUUUCAGGAAACAUGUAGCACUUGAGGCACAACUCUGCGCUCAAUGCUGCAGAGAACAUCUCUGUUACAUCACAAGCUGCAGCACACUGGACUGCCGCAAGGACUUCUGUCCAAAUACUUGUCAACCAAGCCUUAAUUGCUCUUUUUCACUCUAUAUUUUUGCCGUUACAUCAUUGUCCCGGGUUCUCAUACCAUACAAAUACAGCACACAUCAUAUUUGAACAGAAGAAUUCAACUCAGCAUCUCAAAGAUAAUCAGUAAAAUGGUUUCCUCUCAUGUGGUCAUGUGUUAGUACGGUUUGCAUUGUGAAUUUGAUUGUACGACAGUGUUUAAGUAUGAAAGUACGUUGCUUAAGUGGUUAUCAUCGUGUGAUAAGUGAAUUAUUUGUCAUCUUAUUUUUUUGUGCUUAUAUGCAUAUGACAGACAUCGCUUCCAACGCAUUUCUGAAAAGUGUUUCACAUUGUAUUUUUCAUAAUUUCAAGGUAUUUAAAUAAAGCAAUAUCUGAGGAAUAUACUCUGUC